Molecule: messenger RNA, 3047 nt
Organism: Exophiala mesophila
Lineage: Eukaryota; Fungi; Ascomycota; Eurotiomycetes; Chaetothyriales; Herpotrichiellaceae
Exons: 1
Coding region: 334-2112 (592 amino acids)
Biological process (GO): vesicle-mediated transport; intracellular protein transport
Cellular component (GO): Golgi membrane
Source: RefSeq, a predicted model, not a curated record
CAUUGUCGUUGUGACCAACUGCACCUGGUCUUCAGACCUUGGACGCGCCUUCCUUUACAUUUUUGUCGCUCUUGCCUGUUUGUUGCUCGUGCAGGCACCCAUCAUCCACGUGCGCUCCUUCCCUCCUUCGCUCCUUCCCCGCCGCCAGACACAUCACGACACCGACACCGCAUCUCCAUCGAACGCACCUCACCUCACACACCACACCGCAUUGCUCGCAACAUACCACAGCCGCCCUCUCAGUAAUGAUCUUAUGAUGUCAGCUAUUGGCCUGGAUUCCUCCUAAUCUUCCCCCUACCAUAUUCCCCGCUGUCUGCCACAACUCGAUUCGCCAUGGAUGUCGCAGCAGCAGUCCAGACCUACAUCUCCAAAAUCGCCGGUGUAGGCGAAGGGGCUGCUGCAUCUCAAAGCUCCAAGAUGAAGAUUCUCCUCCUCGACUCCGAUACCGUCUCAAUAGUUUCCACCGCUAUCACCCAAUCCGCUUUGCUCAAACACGAAGUCUUUCUGGUGGACAGGAUUGAGAAUGCCCAACGAGAGAGAAUGAGACAUCUACGCUGUCUCGCCUUUGUCAGGCCGUCUCCCGAUUCCCUCCAAUAUCUCAUCGACGAGCUGAGAGAACCAAAAUAUGGCGAAUACUCCAUCUACUUUUCCAACAUUGUGAAAAAGUCCUCGUUGGAGCGAUUGGCAGAAGCAGAUGAUCACGAAGUCGUCAAAAGUGUACAGGAAUACUUCGCAGACUAUAUUGUCAUCAAUUCCGACUUGAUGUCGUUGAACCUCGCAUUUCCCAAACACCGUCUCUGGUCCCACAGCCCCGAUAUAUGGAACACGGACUCUCUCCAGCGUACCACUGAAGGCGUCGUUGCCCUGCUCCUCUCCUUGAAGAAAAACCCCCUCAUUCGCUACCAAAAGAACUCCCUUAUGGCCAAGAAACUUGCGACCGAAGUACGCUACCAGAUCACUCAGGAAGAUACUCUGUUCGAUUUCCGGAAGCCUGAUACACCGCCCAUCCUUCUCAUACUGGAUCGUCGAGACGACCCCAUCACCCCCCUUCUCACCCAGUGGACCUACCAAGCCCAGGUUCAUGAGUUGAUGGGAAUUCACAAUGGCCGCGUUGAUCUCAGCGCGGUGCCUGAUAUUCGCCCAGAACUCAAAGAGAUUGUCCUGACACAGGACCAGGACCCCUUCUUCAAGAAAAACAUGUAUCAGAAUUUCGGCGACUUGGGCGGAAAUAUCAAAGAAUACGUCGAUCAGUACCAGGCACGCACAAAGUCAAGCGCCCAGAUUGAAUCCAUCAGUGACAUGAAGCGCUUCGUCGAAGAAUAUCCAGAGUUCCGCAAAUUGUCCGGCAACGUCUCCAAGCACGUGGCUCUCGUUAGUGAACUGUCCAGGCGUGUAUCAGCGGACCAACUUCUCGAUGUGUCUGAGCUGGAACAAUCUCUGGUCUGCAAUGACAACCAUGCAGUGGAUCUCAAAACCUUACAAAAACACAUUCAAAAUCCUUCAAUUCCGCCUGACAAUAAAAUCCGCUUAGUGGCACUGUAUGCCAUCCGUUACGAGAAGAGUCCAAACAAUGCUUUGCCUAUCCUCUUGGACCUUCUCACGACUGUCGCCGACAUUUCUCCUAACAAACUGAGCAUCAUUCCGACGGUGCUCGCAUACCACCACAGCCUUCAACCCGCCCCAGUUGCCGGCGGCUUCUCUGAUCUCUUUGAGAGUGCAUCGUCUCCCUUUUCCAACUUUCGCCGAAAUCUCAACUUGAAAGGCGUCGAAAAUGUCUACACUCAGCAUUCGCCCCGCCUGGAAAAUACUCUGCAAAACUUGAUCAAAGGCAGACUCAAGGAAUUGCAGUAUCCCUUCCUCGAAGGCAUGGGACACACCCGAGAUAAGCCACAGGACAUUGUGGUCUUUAUGGUGGGUGGAGUUACGUAUGAAGAGGCCAGAGUGGUAGCACAGGUCAAUGCCAGCGUUCCAGGGAUCCGAGUGGUUCUUGGAGGUACAGGCGUGGUGAAUUCCGAAAUGUUCCUGCAAGAAGUGGACGAUGCCGUUGGCAGCUGGCCUGAUCAACCGGCAACAACGGCAAGUGCACGCUUAGGGAGAGCAGUCGGACGAUGAUUGAAUAUGAUGACGAAUGUGCUGUCUAAUAUACAUGGACUCUUUUGACAGUCUACCAGAAGACUGAUUUUGAAGAAUCGAAGACCCACCAAUCUGACCAUCCAUGCUAUCACCAAUGAUGCUCUUUACUGCAAGGAGAACGACUGCUGGAGGUCUCAUGAAGCCAGGGUGUUAUCUGCAGCGUCGAACCCUAAAUUUAACUUUUGUUGGAACGCUCUUCUAGACCAUUUUUCUGUCGCCGUUCACUUUCUUCCUUGCUCAGGAUUUUGACCGCAUCCUUGUUGCCGAUAUAACUGAGACCACUCCAUAUGGUAGUCGUGGCUACAAGACCACACCAGCCUUCGAAGACACCAACAAGGUUCCAUGCUUCAACCAACGUCGUUGGCAAUACCGGCAAAAGCAUUGCAUUACCAACCAAGAGUAGCUGCAAGAAGGUAUUGAUCUUGGAGAUCUCUGUGGGGUGGACUUCUGCUGAUGGGAGGGAAAAAUCCCAGUAACGAGAGAAGGUCUUUGGAGGGGGCAGACUGAUCCAGCGGAAAUAAAUGGCCGAGAUGGCUAGAGCGACAUCUCUUCCCAGAAUGAUGACACUCACCCAUAAGGGGAGAAUGCCUUGAACUGUCAGACUGACGACGGCGAUGGUCAUCAGGGCUUUGUCGGCCAUGGGAUCAAUGACGGUUCCCACAACAGUUUGCGAGUUGUAUCUCCGCGCGAGAUACCCGUCAACGGCGUCGGUGACGCCGGCGUAGAAAAACAACGAAAGCGCGACGAUAGGUUGAGAAUUGAUGACGAAAUACCCAACCGCAGGGGCAGCAAGCAGUCGCGUAAAGGUCAGAAAAUUUGGAAGGGUAUAGAUGUUCUCGUGUGUCGUUGGCGCGAGUUUUGGUAGCUUUUGGAGUAUCUUGGAUGGAGCUAGCGGACUGGUAGAUUAAAUCGUG